AUGGGUCGUGAUUUAAAAGGGUUGACUAUAUGCUUCGUUUACUCUUCAGACAAACAUUAUCCGGGAUUUGAAGAUUCUCAAAGUCUUAUUGGCAUUGAAGUUAGAAAUCUUACCAAACAAACUGCUUUGCACACCAAGAUAGCAAUUGCCUCCUUAAAAACUUGGAAAAGACCAAGUCUUUGGCAGGGACAAUUGUCAAACGAUGUGCUCCGUUUGCAAGGCGGGGACCAAGUCUCCAUUCUUGUAAGGCCUGAUGAUGUUGAUUUGGUGAGAGUGAAGAAGACAGGGGAGGAGUUGAUGAGUCCAUUUCAAGAAAUUGUUGUCACUGAGACGAAUGGUAACCAUACUGAGCUAGCCAUUAAUGUUGAUGGAGGAAGAAGAAGCCAUGAUGAAGCAGAGAGAAAUUGCAAUCUUGAUUUCUAUAUAUCUUAA
Messenger RNA from Prunus armeniaca (apricot), 432 nucleotides. The record is from the annotation of a GenBank genome assembly. Lineage: Eukaryota; Viridiplantae; Streptophyta; Magnoliopsida; Rosales; Rosaceae.